Molecule: messenger RNA, 3334 nt
Organism: Scleropages formosus (Asian bonytongue)
Lineage: Eukaryota; Metazoa; Chordata; Actinopteri; Osteoglossiformes; Osteoglossidae
Product: thioredoxin-related transmembrane protein 2-B-like
Exons: 8
Coding region: 157-1065 (302 amino acids)
Biological process (GO): brain development
Cellular component (GO): membrane-bounded organelle
Molecular function (GO): disulfide oxidoreductase activity
Source: RefSeq, a predicted model, not a curated record
CGUGUUGACCUCCACAGUCUCACAAGUCCCUUUAAAGAACGCACACGCAGACUGGCGGACACACAUGCGCGUAUCUCUUUACACGCCAUUCUUCCACCUAUGCGACUCUAGGAGCGCGGCAGCUGUUUACGUCUCUCUCGCUUCACCGUGUAGAAAAUGGCGUUGCUCACGACGUUCUUUGCCUUUCUCUAUCACUUGCCACGUGUUUACAAGUGGCUCCUGAAGCCGUAUUAUGUCGCCUCCUUCCUGCUCUCGGUCGCCUUCCUUGUGGUGCGCAAGACGCCGGGCAUCUGCGAACACCUGUCAUCGCAGCGAGAGGACGGCAACUCCUGUGACUUCGACUGGAGGGAGGUGGAAAUCCUCAUGUUCCUCAGUGCCAUCGUCAUGAUGAAGAAUAGGAGGGCCAUCACUGUGGAGCAACACGUGGGGAACAUCUUCCUCUUCAGUAAAGUCGCCAAUGUGAUCUUGUUCUUCCGACUUGACGUUCGCCUGGGCCUCCUCUACCUCACCUUGUGCAUCGUAUUCCUCAUGACAUGCAAACCACCUCUCUACAUGGGCCCAGAGUACAUCAAGUACUUCAGUGACAAGACCAUGGAUGAGGAGCUCGAGAGGGACAGCCGUGUCACGUGGAUCGUGGAGUUCUUCGCCAACUGGUCAUCCGAGUGCCAGUCCUUCGCCUCUGUCUUCGCUGACCUCUCCCUCAAGUACAACUGCGCUGGCCUCAAAUUUGGGAAGGUGGAUAUUGGCCGAUAUGGAGAGGUGUCAAAAAAGUACAAGGUUAGUGCCUCUCCCCUCUCCAAGCAGCUCCCCACGCUGGUGCUCUUUCAGGGAGGCAAGGAGGUUAUGAGACGCCCACAGAUUGAUAAGAAGGGCAGAGCCGUGUCCUGGAGCUUCACCGAAGAGAACAUCAUCCGGGAGUUCAACCUCAACGAACUCUAUCAGAAAGCCAAGAAACUGUCCAAAGGGAGGGGGGAGAAGGCUGAGGGGUGUCCACCAGUGCCCGAUGAGAGCGAAGGGCAGCCAGAGACCCAGGGAGAAGAGGCCGAGAGCAAGAAGGACAAAUAAAAAAGCUAAAGAUUGCAACAUACUUUUCAAUAGUGAGAUGUUACAGUGGUAUGACAGAAUUUGGGGUUUAAGGUGAAACAUUUUAUAGUUAAGGCAUAAACCUUUGAUUUAAAAAUCAGUUUUUAUUCAACAUGUAAUAUAGCUUUUGAAAAAAAGAUUUAAAUUUGUUUUAUUCUGUAACUGUGACUCCAAGUGAACUAAAUCAGAAGACCAUCUCUUAAGUUUCUCCCUCGCCCAGACUCUACAGGACUAGUCAUCACAUUCUGCUUUUUUGCCUUUUAAGUAGGAUUUGGUACAGGGAGGUCCUUUCAUUUUUGUAUUGCUGGGGAAAUGCACAGUGAAGUGUACUUGUACAUGAAACUUGUAUGUGGAAUGUUCUUGAAGAUGUGCUCAAAUAUACUUUUGUCUUUUGUUGCCAGAUAAGCGCAGUAGACACUAAUGAAGGUAUAAAUUGCCUGGUGAUAGAUAUGAGCUGGAAGCAACACCAGUCCUUUGUUGUCCUUGUGAGACAAAUGUCCAGGCAUUUCAGUUCAGCUAGGGGCUAGUUGAACCCAGGACCCUUGGAAGGUAGGCAGGCUGUUCAUUUGACAUUUUCACUAAAUGCUAUGUAAAAUUCACAUGACAUCUCCACUGCCCUGUUUUUCCUUACAGAAAUAUUCUACCUGCCAAGAUGUACCAGUUGUGUUCAUGUAUAUGUAGUUUUUGUCACAAGAUGUCAUUGAAUUUAAGCAGUUAACAAUGAAAGAUGUGUAAACCUAAACUGGGAGUUUCAUUUCAAGUGUACAAAGAAGGAAAAGUUAUUUAAAUGUGAUGGAGGAACUAUAGUAAAUUAAACAAACCCCUGUAAUUCCAGUGGUGGUGUGCAGUGACACCAAAUCCCUUUAAAAGGCUAAGUAAUUAAGGGUUCACUUGGACUGAAAACCACCCUGGCUCACCAGGCCUGAAUCUGCUUCCCCUCAUUUACAACCAGCCCAAGUAGUGACAUGUCCUACUCCCUUGUCAGAAGUACUGUAAGGUUUUACUAGUUUUAGUUCCUUAAAUUGCAAAGCAGUGAUGCAGGCAGCUACUUGCUGCCAUCAUCUGCCAAUUAUUGCAUUUGAACAGGUAGUCUUACACCACUGAAUCAGCUCUAAUAUCAGACUUACUGACUCCACAACCAUCCUUGUCUGACUGAUAGUAAAUUGAGCUCCUGGCAUGGGUUUGUGUGCCACUGCAGUUUGCUUUCAGAUCCACAUGAAUGUCAGGAAGCUGUCACAGUGAACUGUAUUGCAAGAGCCCAGUGUAUUUACAAUACUAAUAAAUUGCGUAAGUAUGUCUGGCUGUGGGAGCUUUUAAUGUAAUAAAAUUCAAGGGAGCUAUGAACUAAAGAUGGUCAAGGAACAGGAAUAACAGAUUCAGGAGAUUCAUUUCCCUAACCAGCAAAUAAAAGGCAUUGAGAAAAAACUGCAAGUGACCAGAAAACACACUGUGGUAAAACACCUUUCAUAUAUUAAAACUUUCACUUACACAAGAUCAAAACAACUAGAUAGCCUAAGGGGGAAACAUCCUUGAUGCACAGCAGAAGUGUUUCCAUAAUACAUUCCUUUGUUUCACUGUACAACAGUUUAACAUCCUUACACAAUUAUGCUUGUUUAUAUUUAGCCUAAAUUAUUUCACUUUUCCAAGGGAAUCAUGAAGCCUUACAUUUUAUUUAUCAUCCAAUUGCGGGUGGGGUCACAGUGUAAAAUUGACACCACAUAAUCAGACUGUACACAACUUUAUCAGAUUAAAAACUUGACAUUGUACCACUGCAGAAAAAAAACUUACACCACAUACCUGAGCAGGAGCUUCGGUUUUGCCUUGUGGGAUACACUUUCUGUAAAAUGAAUGUGCUACAUGACCCCUGUAAUGCAGGACAUUCCCACUCAAAUAUUCAUGACAGAAAUCCACACAUAGCAAUGAUGCACUUGUGUUUAUUUCCAAGGAUUUAUUAUGUAUGCUCAAUCACGCUUGCACUCAGUCUCACUCAAUCACACACACAUCCAAAAAUAUAUCUUUAAAAUACCUACAAUUGUCUGGGCCUGAAGAUUUUUCUUUGCCGCUGGAUGGUUGUCCAUCAAAACCUUAAACGUUCACUUGAAAACAUGAUGCUGUGCAUUUAACUAAUAAUUCAAGUCUCAAGGGUCAAUCUGACCGGCUGGUCAGAACACAGACCAAAUGCCCAAAGAUGAUUUGUCAAUCAUAUAAAAUGUUUAAAGUCAUGAUGAUUAUUUUUAAAAAAAAAAAAAAA